AUUACAAAAACUACAGUUGGACGGAGUUGCUGUUUACUCACAUACACGGCUCUGUGUGUACUUACCAUCAUCCAUUCAUCCAUCCGUUCUAGAGCUCCGCAAAUAUUCCGCCAGAAUUUCUUUGGUGGCGAUCGGCACUGUUUAUCUGAUUCUACGAAUUGUCCCGGUAAUUACAUCCCACAGCAGACUACAAGACCAUGCCUCGAGAAAUGAUCAUGCUCCAGCUCGGCCAGUGUGGGAACCAGAUUGGCUUUGAGUUUUGGAAAAAGCUGUGUGCUGAACAUGGCAUCAGCCCAGACGGAUGCCUGGAAAGCUUCGCAACUGAAGGCAUUGAUCGCAAGGAUGUCUUCUUCUAUCAGGCCGACGACCAACACUACAUCCCUCGUGCGGUACUGCUUGACCUCGAACCCAGGGUUAUUAACACCAUCAUGAACUCGCCGUAUGCCAAGUUGUACAACCAAGAGAACAUCUACCUGUCCCAGUCCGGAGGUGGCGCUGGAAAUAACUGGGCCGUUGGAUACUCCCAGGGCGAGCGUCUCAACGAGGACGUCUUCGACAUCGUCGACCGGGAAGCCGAGGGCAGCGACUCCCUCGAGGGCUUUGUGCUCUGCCACUCGAUUGCGGGUGGGACGGGUUCUGGCAUGGGCUCCUACAUCUUGGAACGACUGAAUGACAGGUUCCCCAAAAAGCUCAUCCAGACGUACUCCGUGUUUCCCAACCAAGAGGAGAUGAGUGAUGUGGUGGUCCAGCCGUACAACUCCAUGCUGACACUGAACAGGCUCACCCAAAACGCAGACUCUGUUGUCGUCCUUGACAACGCCGCUCUCAACCAAAUUGCCGUGGAUCGUCUGCACAUCGAGAACCCUUCGUUCUCGCACAUAAACACACUGGUGUCCACCAUCAUGUCCGUGAGCACAACAACGCUCCGCUACCCCAGCUACAUGAACAACAACCUGCUUGGGCUGGUGGCACCGCUGAUCCCGACGCCUCGCCUUCACUUCCUCAUGACCGGUUACACGCCGCUCACGACGGAACACGAGGUUCAGAGCGUGAGGAAGACGACGGUGCUGGACGUGAUGCGGCGGCUGCUCCAAUCCAAGAACAUGAUGGUGUCCAUCACCCACGACCGCACGGUCAACCACUGCUACAUCAGCAUCCUCAACAUCAUUCAGGGGGAGGUGGAUCCUACACAGGUGCACAAGAGCCUGCAGCGUAUCCGUGAGCGCAAGAUGGUGCAGUUCAUCCCCUGGGGCCCUGCCAGCAUCCAAGUGGCCCUCUCCCGCAAGUCGCCCUACGUCCAAACACAGCACAGGGUCAGCGGUCUCAUGCUCGCCAAUCACACAGGCAUCACCUCGCUGUUCCAGCGCACGCUGCAGCAGUUUGACAAGCUGCGCAAGCGCGAGGCCUUCCUGGAGCAGUUCCGGAAGGAGCCCAUGUUCCAGGACAACCUGGACGAGCUGGACAACUCCAGGGAAGUGGUCCAGAACCUGGUGGACGAGUACUUGGCCGCCACGCGGCCCGACUACCUCACCUGGGGCACCCGGCAGGCGAAUGCAGCCACCAAGACAGACGGAUGAAGUGUUGAAGAUCUAUUUAUUUAUGUUCCAAGGACCUUAGUGGGUUUAGGCUGUGAGAGCCAACCAAGCACUUCGUAGCCACUGCUAAGGAUGGAUCAUCACAACAACCAGCUUUAGAAGGUGCCAGUAUUGAGAUUCUCCGACCAUUGAAGCCAUCUGCAAUCAUUGAUCUCAGGUUACGCUGCCCUCUUUUUGAAGCACUCUUUGCAUUUACCACUUAUUCCAGUGUCAGCUUGACUUGAUCACUUGUUUUAAUGAAAUGGGCAGAACUGCGGAGAUCCUACCUUGACACGAAGGAUUGCCAAAGCAUAUGCAUUUUUUCGUGUCACGUUACAGCUUUUCCUAGCAGCGUACACUGAAGCUAUUGUACCGUGUACAAACUGUUGCCUAAGUACAGUGGCAGACUUGUGUGUACAUAUAUGAGUAUGAUUGACAAAAAGCAGUGCCAUGGUGCAACAAACAUUCUGUAAAGUUUAUCGACGCUGCAGGCCGUUCUGUUCUGAGCCUCUAUCAAGCGAUUAAAUAAAAACGUAACCCUCAAAA
Messenger RNA from Ixodes scapularis (black-legged tick), 2120 nucleotides. Its product is annotated as tubulin gamma-1 chain. The coding region runs from base 198 to 1577 and encodes 459 amino acids. Gene Ontology annotation, molecular function: GTP binding; structural constituent of cytoskeleton. Lineage: Eukaryota; Metazoa; Arthropoda; Arachnida; Ixodida; Ixodidae. Gene Ontology annotation, biological process: mitotic spindle organization; microtubule nucleation; mitotic cell cycle. The record is from RefSeq and is a predicted model, not a curated record. The transcript is spliced from 11 exons. Gene Ontology annotation, cellular component: gamma-tubulin complex; nucleus; centrosome.